AUGAAGGAUGAAUAUCUAAAACAAGGUGAUUACAAUAUCAUCUUAGUUGACUGGAGCAAAAGAAGUUGGUUUCCAUACUACCAAGCUGUGGCGAAUACAAGACUUGUAGGAGCUGAGAUAGCCCAGUUGAUUAGUCGCUUACAGAUUAUGCCAGACCUUCUACGUCGUAAAAUUAAAAUCAGUGGCAGCUUGCCAACAAAACAGCGAAAUUAUAUUGCAAGAAUUAAGUUGAAAGUUACUCGCAACCGAACAAAAAAUUUAUCAGCUCGUCUAGUUCAAGCGGAUUGGUUACUAAACGAUAAAUUGGACGAUUCACCACAGGAAACCAAGAACAUCUCUCUGGACAGUGUCCAUCUCAUUGGCCACAGUCUUGGAGCACAUGUGGCCGGCUAUGCUGGAGAACGAUUAAACAAAGUGAGAAGGAUCACUGGACUAGAUCCAGCUGGACCCUACUUCACAGGCACAGCUGAAAAUGUUCGUCUGGAUAGGAGUGAUGCAGAAUUUGUUGAUGUGAUCCACACGGACAGCAGCAAAAUAUUGCUUUUCGGUAAAUACUGA
Messenger RNA from Limulus polyphemus (Atlantic horseshoe crab), 558 nucleotides. RefSeq names its product pancreatic lipase-related protein 3-like. The record is from RefSeq and is a predicted model, not a curated record. NCBI's taxonomy places the organism in Eukaryota, Metazoa, Arthropoda, Merostomata, Xiphosura, Limulidae. Gene Ontology annotation, molecular function: lipase activity. The transcript has 4 exons. Bases 1 to 558 code for a protein of 185 amino acids.